GUGGAUGUGCGUACACGACGUAGCAAAAUUCCCUCCGGUUCAUGAUAAGAUAAGGGCCGAAUUCCCUCACGUUUGGUAACGUGUGCAAACCGGUACCGGUCACGGUCAGGCAACACCUGGCUGUCCGAGAAUAUGAUUUGGCACGUUUUCAUUUGGUUAGCCCCGCGUCAGAGUCGUGUCAUAUCUAGCUAUGGUUGGCCUCAAGCAUGCGCGCCUUCCCUCACUCUUUCAUCGCUUCCCCGCUUUCGUCCUUCAACUCUCUCCAUCACCCAGUACCACGAUAGUAUCUCAUGGGCAAUUGCGUCUCCCGUUCUCAACAACCCUUCACAGCCUCCUGUAGUUCGUCUGCUGAGAAGAAUUUAGGAAAUGGCAUUCUAGAUGGUCUGCCUAUUGCGGAGCCAACAACAUCGUUUUGGACAAUCCCUGCAGCUCCCGUAGCAACACACCAGUCGCAGGAGAACCUGCCAUCCCAUGCAGACGUCGUUAUUAUUGGAUCUGGUAUAUCGGGCGCCUCUUUUGCGCGAACCCUGCUUGAGCACGGAAACAGUCUUCAUGUUGUCAUGCUCGAAGCCCAAGAUGCUUGUUCAGGGGCCACUGGCAGAAACGGGGGACAUAUUUUUGCCGCUACAUAUCAUGACUAUGAAUACCUGAAGAAACGUGUGAGUGAAGACAUGGCAAAGAAGAUGAUGCGCUUCCGGAAGGCGCACUUGGAUGAGAUUCUGGCCGUUGCUGCAGAGGAAGGUAUCACAGAGUAUACACAGUGCCGUGCCGUCGAGGGUGUCGAUGUAUACUUCGAUAAGCCUACAUUUAGAGAGGCACAGCGGAAGCUGCAAGUAUAUCAGCGUGAUAUGGGUGAAUAUGCAGGUUCAUAUACCUGCUACGAGGGCUUAAGCGCCCAAGAGAAAUACCAUCUUUCGCCACUUGCGGUGGGAUGUAUUGCCACAAGGGCCGGUGCCAUACAUCCAUAUCGUUUCGUGACGUCAAUUUUAAGCCGCCUUCUUACAGAUUACCCCAAGGAAUUUGAACUUCACACCCGCGCACCUUGCACCUCGAUCGAUGAACCCACAUCAAGUCGUCCGUUUUAUAAACUUACUACAGCACGAGGGGUAAUUACGACCCCACAUAUUGUGCAUCUCACAAACGCGUACGCACCUGCCCUCCUGCCCUCUCUCAAGGGAGCUAUCUACCCCAUCCGAGAAACCAUGACCGCACAACGGCCUGGUCGUAAUCUCCAUGCAAGCACACUGCAUGGCAGGCGGAGCUUCGUGUUCUUCGACAGCCCACGCAAGGGUUUUGACUACUUGACACAGCUCCCAGAAGGCGAACACGAACUCAUGUUCGGUGCAGGCUUUGAAUCGCGCACGGAUGGUGGAGCUGAUGGCAUGUAUGGCGUACAUAGCGCAGCGCAUGUAGGCGGUGCAAUGCCAAUCUAUUUCGGAGCGGAGAGCUGGGGUGCCGAGGCCUUACCAACCACUCCCGCAGAUGAAAAAGAUGUCGGUGUAGGGUCAUGGGCAGAGGGACGAGUGAAGGCGAUUUGGAGUGGUCUGUUGAGCGAGUCCGCGGAUGGGAUGCCGUGGGUUGGACAGGUUCAUGUUAAUGUGGCCGGUAGGAAGGCACCUCCUGCUUCGUCUGCACCCUCUGCUCUGAUAGAUCCUCGUUCAAAUACGGAGAAGCCGAAGUCAGUUGCCACUGCCGCUCCUGGUGAGUGGAUUGCGGCUGGCUACUCUGGCGAGGGGAUGGUGCAUGCAUGGCUUAGUUCCAAGGCCGUCGCACUGAUGCUUCUCGGCGAGGAUCUCACUGAGGUGAAGACUUGGCUACCCGAGCUCUUCAGCGUUACGGAAGAGAGAGUCAAGAUGGCCAAGCGGACUUUCAAGCCUGACGUCGUGCUGAGCGGCAAGAGGCGUGUUUUCAGUCUGUAAUAAUACUAUUACCUAUGUCUAGGCACUCUUACUACCACUUAUGAUUCUAGUGUAUAAUAUUUUCAUGUGUGUGCGUGUAGUUUUGUUGGCUUGCAACUGGUUUACAUUAGUUUUCUGAAAACCUCGUCGAUUGCUGUAAUACUUGGUCAGACCUGGAUCUCUGACUGCACUGGCCAGGGUCGUGGGCUCGGAUGAUGCCCUCGAAUUCUCUAGUGCUGAAAGUACUG
Molecule: messenger RNA, 2146 nt
Organism: Suillus paluster
Lineage: Eukaryota; Fungi; Basidiomycota; Agaricomycetes; Boletales; Suillaceae
Product: FAD dependent oxidoreductase-domain-containing protein
Exons: 5
Coding region: 291-1919 (542 amino acids)
Cellular component (GO): cytoplasm
Molecular function (GO): oxidoreductase activity
Source: RefSeq, a predicted model, not a curated record